Schistosoma mattheei is the source of this 780-nucleotide messenger RNA. NCBI's taxonomy places the organism in Eukaryota, Metazoa, Platyhelminthes, Trematoda, Strigeidida, Schistosomatidae. The record is from the annotation of a GenBank genome assembly.
AUGUUAGCUGAUCAAAUGUUAUGGAGACUUGAUUUUAUACAUGCAAAAGGCUUCAUUCAUCGUGAUAUAAAACCAGAUAAUUUUUUAAUGGGUAUUGGUCGUCAGUGCAACAGAGUUUUUAUAAUUGAUUUUGGUCUUGCCAAAAAGUUUCGAGAUCAUAGAACACGUCGUCAUAUUUCAUACAGAGACGAUAAAUCUCUUAUCGGUACAGCGCGAUAUGCUAGUCUUAAUUCCCAUGCUGGUAUUGAACAAUCUCGAAGAGAUGAUAUGGAGUCUCUUGGUUACGUUUUAAUGUAUUUCCUCCGUGGUAGUCUACCAUGGCAAGGACUACAAGCUGGCAACAAACCACAGAAAUAUGAACGAAUACAUGAAAAGAAAGCUAGCACACCAAUUGAUGUUUUGUGCCGUGGUUAUCCUUCAGAAUUUCUUGUUUACCUGAGUCAUUGUCGUGCUUUGCAAUUCGAAGAAACACCGAAUUAUGGGUUUUUGCGGAAUAAUUUUCGUAAUCUCUUUCGAUCUUUAUCAUUUGUCUGGGAUUAUGUGUUUGAUUGGACAUUGUUACGUCAAAAAGCGUCCGCAAUUGAACAUCACCAACAACAGCAUCAACAACAACAAUCAUAUCCGCUUUCACAGUUUACUUCUGGUAAUGAAGGUUGCGAUCAUCGUGCUCCUACUACAGAAGCACUCGGCACAAGAGGAACUGGGACAUCCGGUGGAAUUAUUCCCCCUGGUCAGACAACCAGCACAAAUGUUGCUGCCGCCACAUCGGUAAAGGAGUAG